CAAAAUGUCAGCCUCCAGCGAAUGACGUUCUCGAUAUCAAAACAUCUAAAUACUGAAUACAAAUCCUUUACAGAAACAGAUAAAUGGACCCUGGAGAAGAAGAGGAUGAUUUUGGAGACUUUGGUGGAUUUGAAGUAGCUGAGCCUGUCCCUCCUAAUGUUACACAGGUAGAGGCAUCCAGUGUAGAGGCCAGUCCUUCCCCAUGGGCAGUGUUUGCUGCAGGAAGCAGUCCUGGUAAUGUGAAACCAGAUCUUCUGUGUGGUCAGAACAGAUUUCCACCUGUUCUGGACCCUUCUGUCCCAAGCUCAUCAGCAGAUAUAAUACAAAAUGGUGAUACUAAUAAUUCCAAUGAAGGAAGUUCUAUAAACACAGACCGUUAUGAUGGUACAUCUGGUGACCAAAAUGGGAAUUUAGAGGAUGCAAUCCUAGCCAAUGAUAUUUUAGAUGGGAGUUUUAAAUCAACUUCUAGCCAACAUUCAAGUUCUGGAGCUACAGCUGCAGACCUGAUCAGGACUGUUAAUUUAGAAACAACUAACAGGAUUCAGACAUUUAAGAAUGAUAGUCAGUCAGUGGAUUUGGUUGGUGACUUAUUAGGAGCAUCACCAGGGAUAGUUCUGGUUGAGGAUGACAAUUUAGAAAAUAAUUACUUAGACCUAGGAGAGUCUAAUGGUCCAUUGGUUCAAAAUAGGAAAUCUGCAGAUAGACCAACUCCUCUCCACAUAUCAGUCAGUGAGAGUUCUGGACAAUGUAAGACUAUUGAGACAGAUGGAACGAAUCUACUUUCACGAUUACCAGCAUCCCCAAGUGGAUCUUCUCACUCCUCGGAAAGUCAUCAUAUGAGUAGUCCUAUUCUGAUUGAUAGUCUACGCAAGGCCUUACAUCCUAAAGCUACUGUUGAUGUGACAAAGCUUAGUCAUAAACAGGCUGAAAAUGGGAUCAGCUCAAAGACAAAACCUACACAAGUGCAGGUUGAUCUACUUAUUUGUGAAGAAAUCCGCCAGGCUAGACUUGAAAGCCAGUCUGCCAUAGCAACAGUCGUGGAACAGUAUAAAGAACUGUCAAAGCAAUGUAUUUCACAACAAGAGGAUGUGCUGAGAGAAUGUAAACAAAUACUUCAGCAGGAGCAGGAAGUUCAAACACAGGGUUUACGACAGCAACAGAAAGAAGAAUUUUCAAAAGCCGUGGAAGAAGAGAAAUUAAGAUUAAGGAAGGAGUCAUCUGAAAUGAUGCAAGAACUAGUGGCUGAACAAAAGAAAGAAUUUGAUUUUCAAAUGGAAAAGGAAAAAGAAAAUUAUGAGAAGAGAUUACAAGAAUCUUUAGAGGAAGAAAAAGAAAGAUGUAGGAAAGAACUAGAGGAAGCACUAAAAAAUGAGAAAACUCAAAUGAACAUGACACUGGAAGAAGAAAAGGAGAAAUUAAAAGAGGAGUUGCAGGAGGAAAGGCAGAAAUACUUGCUUGAAAUGAAAACGGCCUUAUUGGACGAAAAAGAAAAAAAUAAGGAAUCAAUAAGGGAGUUACUAGACCAAGAGAAAGACCAUUGUAGAGAAUGUGUAAAGGCUGCCGUGGAGACAGUCAAAGGAGACUUGCAGAAUUAUAUUGAACAGCAAAAACAGAAGGACAAGGUUGUUAGGCACAGACAGUUUUCCAGUUUAGAUGUGUUCUUAGAGACAGCAAAGCAACAGUUAACUAUGUUAAUAGAAGAUAAUCAAAAUGACACAGGUGCUUCAAAACUACAGGAAGAAAAAAAAGAUGAGACUUGAUAGGUGGGAGCAAAAAUGAGGAAUUCUCCAGUUAAAAAUUUGCAAUCUCAAUAUUAUUUAUUAUGUCACCUGAUAAUUUUAUUUUUUUGUUAAGUUCAUUAGUGCUCUAGUAUAUUUAUGUAACUCCUAGUAGCAAAGCACAGGAAACAGAGGUCUAUAUUAUGAAUUGGGUGUCUGUUCAUCCAAUUAUUUGAACUGUUGAAAUUCAAUCUGCUACAAAAAUUUUCAAAAUACCUUUUAAUGUGCAAAAGAUAUUUCUCUGGAAAAUUCUUGUUAGACAAAAAUGAUUAAUAAAAAGGAUAAUACAAUCGCAAAAAGUAAUACCUGCAAAACCUAAUUGUAAAGAAAUCUGUGAAAAUUAGAUUCUGCUUAAAUGGAUACUAUCACAGUAAUUGUUUUCUCUAUUUUGAUUCAGUAAUAUGAAUUGACAAAUGGUAGUGAUAGAGAUUGUACUAAGGAUGAUGUUGGGGGUGUUAUACCUAAACUGUUGUCUAUUAUAAUAUAUAUUUUUCUUUGUAAGACUAUACUUAUAAUUUUGAUGGGCAUUAUUAUGUCUCCCCUUCAAAAAUGGAAGACUUUUUUUGUUUGUACAAUGUAGUAUUUCUUUUCUUUAUUGUUCUCAAACAAAAUUGUCCAGGCCAGAACUUUUUUAUUUCUUGAGAUAUUUUUAUGUCAUUAGAAUGUGUGUCGUGUACCAAUGAUUUAUUUGUUAUUUUCUUGUCUUGGUCAUAACUUUUUUUAUCCUUUGACAUAGUGGAUUAAUAUAUGACUCAUUAAUGCAUUUACUCAAGGUUAUGAGUCACAUACCAUAGAAAAUUACUCUUAACAUUGACCUUUGAUGCCAAGGGCAAAUAAUUGAUAUAAAGGGACAUUUCCAUAUCCAUCCUUGAACAAAGCUAAACUUAUAUAGUGCACCUUAUGUCUCACUCAAGGGGGUUCAUGCCCUGCCCCCUUCAUACAAUUUUAAUGAUUUUAGCUUUAUAUUAUGAUAACAUAUACACUGCCUAUAAUUUAAAGAGUUUUAAGAUUACAGAGAAUGUAUAUUAACUAUUUAUUUUGUUUUUCACUGCCUGUAUGACUGUAUUUAGAAGAAUUCAUUAAGACGGAAAAUAAUGUAUAAUGUUGUCUUUUAAUAUAUGAGGGAUAUAAAUAUAUGGAUAUAAAUAUUGAGAUGUACUUUUAAAAUAUUGCCAGAUAUUUUUAUAUUCAGUAUGUCGUUUUUGUUCUUGUUGAAAAUUUGUGAUUAAAGAAAUACUGUGGAUUCAUUAUUCUAAUACAAUAUAAGAAAUGUA
Mytilus californianus (California mussel) is the source of this 3052-nucleotide messenger RNA. Its product is annotated as trichohyalin-like. Lineage: Eukaryota; Metazoa; Mollusca; Bivalvia; Mytilida; Mytilidae. Bases 84 to 1760 code for a protein of 558 amino acids. Gene Ontology annotation, cellular component: trans-Golgi network. Gene Ontology annotation, biological process: Golgi to lysosome transport. The transcript has 13 exons. The record is from RefSeq and is a predicted model, not a curated record.